AUGGUUGACGAUGGCUUGCUAGUUGAUGGCCUAGUCUGGUUGCCAGACCCGCAACAGACAUUUGUGAAAGGGCAUAUCAUCGAGACAAUAAGUGACGGAAAACAGGUCAAAGUGAGACCUGAGAAUUCACCGGAAACCCCCAUCAUCUUGGAUGUCGACAAGAUUGAGCGUUGCAAUCCUCCACAGUUUGAUAAGUGUGAGGAUAUGGCUUCCAUGACGUAUCUCAGCGAACCUUCAGUUGUGAACAACCUUAUGUUACGCUAUAAAGAGGACUCUAUCUACACCUGUUCCGGUUUGUUUUUAGUUGCAGUCAAUCCCUACAAGGAGUUGGAUAUCUACGAUAAGAGCUAUGUUAGCAUGUAUAAGAAUUUCAAGCCGGACAAGAAUGUUUCAUCCGAGAAAGACCAGAAGCUGACCAGCCGCAAACCGCACAUUUUCGCUAUUAGUGAGGAAGCCUUCCAAAACUUGAUCACGGACGGGAAGGAUCAGAGCAUUCUGGUCACUGGAGAGUCUGGAGCCGGCAAAACAGAGACCACAAAGAAAGUGAUUCAAUACCUUCUCGCCGUUGUUUCCACUGACAACAAUAACUCUACACACUCCAGUUUUGAAAGCCAGAUUUUGGAAGCCAACCCAAUUCUUGAAAGUUUCGGUAAUGCUCAGACCGUGAAAAAUAUCAACUCCUCAAGAUUUGGUAAAUUUAUCAAGAUCCAUAUUCAACACUCUACAAGACGAUUGGUCGGCGCUCAUAUAGACUGGUACCUACUUGAAAAAUCGCGGGUUGUGCUUCAAGACAAAAAAGAAAGAAAUUAUCAUGUAUUUUAUCAAUUCCUCAAAGGUGCGUCUGAGAGCGAACUCAAAAAGCUUAAAUUAAUCCGUUCAUUCCAACAGUAUGGUUACCUCAAGGAUACAAACCAUGCCGUCGCUGGUAUAAAUGAUAAAGAGGAAUACUCUAAACUUCAGAAAGCUUUGGAGGUCAUGAAAUUCAGCAAGGAAGAAAAAGGCCACAUCUUUAAGAUCAUUGCCAUUAUUUUGCACCUAGGAAAUCUCACAUUCAAAAACAGAGGUAAAGACGACAGUCAAGCUCAGUUCAGCGACGACGCUCCCAUUAAUACAGUUUCCGAGCUCCUUGGAGUGUCAGAAAAUGAACUAAGAACCGCUUUGCUAACGUCUAGAGUUAAAGCUGGGAGAGAACUUGUCACUCAGCAACGUACAGCCUCUCAAGCUAAAUUUACCGUCGAUGCGCUUUCGAAGUCAUUAUACGAACGUUUGUUCCAGUUUUUGGCGAAUAAGAUCAACGACAAUUUCAACAGUAACUCUCUGUUAUCAAUAGAGGCACAAAAUUUUGUGGGCAUCCUUGACAUUGCAGGGUUUGAGAUCUUUGACAGAAAUUCCUUUGAGCAACUAUGCAUCAACUAUACCAAUGAAAAGUUACAGCAGUUCUUCAACCACCAUAUGUUUGUCUUGGAGCAAAGCGAAUAUCUGCGGGAAGGUAUCAGUUGGAACUACGUCGACUUUGGUCACGAGCUUAAGCCCACAAUCGAACUUAUUGAAGGUACUUCCUCCAACAAGAUUGGGAUAUUCUCUCUUUUGAACGAGGAGUGCGUUGUUCCUAAAGGGUCAGAUGCCUCUUUCCUUGAAAAGCUGCACCGAGAGCUAGACUCAAAAACGAAUCAGAAUUCUAGGUACAAGCCAAGCAAACUUAGAGAUGCAUUCGUUGUUCAGCAUUAUGCUGGGACGGUUGAGUAUUCUGUGGAUGGCUGGCUUGACAAGAACAAAGACCCGCUUAGUAACACUCUUGUUGAAAUUCUGUCAGGAUCCAAGGAUGCAUUUGUCAAAGGUUUGUUUGAUGCCUCUAUUGAAACUGACCUGACAAAUUCUCCAGUCAAAGGAGGUCAAAGAAGAGGUGGCCGUUUCAGAACUGUCGCCCAAAGGCAUAAGGAACAGCUCAACGACUUGAUGAGCCAACUGUCUGCCACUCAUCCUCACUUUGUGAGGUGCAUUUUGCCCAACACAAACAAAAUGCCAGGAGAGUUCGAUAAAAGGCUUGUUCUCGAGCAACUUAGAUGCAAUGGUGUCUUGGAAGGCAUUCGUAUAGCCAGAUCCGGAUAUCCUAAUAGGAUCGAAUUCGACCAGUUUGCUGAAACUUAUUGGCUUUUGGCCAAAAGUACAGUUUCUUCUAGAAGCUUGAGAAGAAGGAGCAAAGACACCUGUGAAAUUAUUCUCAAAGAUUUGCAUCUGAAUCCUGAUGUUUACAAGAUUGGUACAACUAAGCUGUUCUUCCGUAACGGAGUCCUUGCAAAGCUGGAGAAAGAAAAGACAAGAAGGCUGUCAACAAUAGUUUCUCAGUUAAAUGCCGUUGUCCGAGGAGCGAUACUGAGAAAAAGAACUAAAGCUCAACUAGCAAAGAUGCAAGCAUCUCGUAUUAUAGCAAAAAAUUUCAUCGUGUACAACACCGUCUCUGACAAUCCAUGGUUCAAAAUCGUUUCUCAAUUAAAGCCUCUACUGGCAGAUUCUGAUUCCUCCCAAUCCUUCUUUAAUCAAAAAAUACAGGCACUGGAGAAAAAGAUUAAUGUUCUUAAAGCAGAAAAGGAAAUGGAGACACGAACAAAAGAUAAACUCCUGGAAGACCUCGCGUCAGUAACGGGAGCAAUUGAGGUUGAUAGGAAAUUACUGUCAGAGAAAUCUAAACAUUUGGAAACGUUAAAGAUUAAUCAUCUCAAGCUUGAAAACCAAUUGAAGGACAAAGACGCGAAUUUGCAGUUGCUUCAGGAUAAUUAUAAAGCUUCUCAAAUAACAAUAGAGCAAGAAAAAAGGCGGCUCCUUGAGAGAAUUGACGCUCUUACAGAGGAGUUGGAAGCAAACAGUAAAGAUGCAAACUGCCUUCGGGAGGAAAUCGAGUCUCUGAAAAACUCUUCAAUGGAGAAGGAUGAACGGAUCAAACAACUCGAAGCAGCACUUGAAAAUGCAAACACAGACAUGAGCAAGAAGCUUAAGCAGAAGGUACGUUCGAAACUUACGACUGGACAUAUAAAGUUCUUUCUCCUUUCGUUUUGA
Ogataea haglerorum is the source of this 3054-nucleotide messenger RNA. RefSeq lists its product as uncharacterized. The transcript has a single exon. Gene Ontology annotation, cellular component: vesicle; myosin complex; cytoplasm. Bases 1 to 3054 code for a protein of 1017 amino acids. Gene Ontology annotation, biological process: actin filament organization; vesicle transport along actin filament. Gene Ontology annotation, molecular function: ATP binding; actin filament binding; microfilament motor activity. Lineage: Eukaryota; Fungi; Ascomycota; Pichiomycetes; Pichiales; Pichiaceae. The record is from RefSeq and is a predicted model, not a curated record.